Messenger RNA from Mastomys coucha (southern multimammate mouse), 2036 nucleotides. RefSeq names its product zinc finger protein 707 (gene Znf707). Bases 185 to 1384 code for a protein of 399 amino acids. Lineage: Eukaryota; Metazoa; Chordata; Mammalia; Rodentia; Muridae. The transcript has 4 exons. The record is from RefSeq and is a predicted model, not a curated record. Gene Ontology annotation, biological process: regulation of cytokine production; regulation of immune system process; negative regulation of transcription by RNA polymerase II.
GCCGCUUCUCGUUGGCGUAUUUCCGCUGGAAAGUUGAAGUCAGAGCGGCGCACACCGGAGUUGACGUUUGAAGCUGCAGGAGCUGGGGAAUCGGACAGCAGUGCUGCUUCGGGCUGCUCUACUCCGCGCCACUGCGCUUGCGCUGAAACCGACCCUGCCCCCCGGCAUCCCGCGCGGCCUUCAGAUGCGCCAGCGUCUAGCUCCGGCUGCUCCCGGUGACGCUCGACGAGAGCGCUGCUUCGGACGGGGCAGCGCUCUGCCGGAGCGGGCUAACGGCGAUGCCCCUCCGCAGGCCGUCCUGGAGCCAUCUGUGUGUCAGGUGCCAGUGACCUUCGGAGAUGUGGCUGUGUACUUCUUCAGGGAUGAAUGGGAGUGUCUCAGUCCUAGCCAGAGGACCCUCUACCGGGAUGUGAUGCUGGAGAACUUCAGGAACUUGAAGGAGCUCGGAUACUGUGGCCAGAGACCAGGCCUUAUUUCCCGUCUGGAACAAUGGGAUGAGCCAUGGGUUGACGUCUGGGACAGAUCUGAGUUUCCGGAAGGACAGAAAAGUGUCUGCCCAGGAGUCAGAAAGGUGGUUUCAGCUCCUGAGAGGACCCAUUCACGGACAGGAGCCGGGAGAGGGGCUACCUUGACGAAGAAUGUCCCGACGUCCGGGAAGGUGCGGCUUCCCAGAGCCAACUCUGGGAGGGGAAUGGGCAAAAAGGAAGCUCUCCAGAACCAGAUGUGUGGAAAAUCCUGCCGGAAGCAGCCAGACCUCAAGGAGCAGGGCCAGAGUGGCGCUGAGGGACACCCAUUUAUCUGUGGCAUUUGUGGGAAGGCCCUGAGCUGUCACAGCCGGCUGGCCGCUCACCAGACGGUCCACACGGGGACCAGGUCCUUUGAGUGCCUCGAGUGUGGCCAAACGUUCCGCUGGGCUUCAAACCUCCUGCGCCACCAGAGAAAUCACACGAGUGAAAAGCCCUUCUGCUGUGAGGUGUGUGGACAGGCCUUCAGCUUGAAGGACCGCCUGGCGCAGCAUCGCAAGAUCCACACCGAGCACCGGCCCUACGAGUGCAGCGACUGCGGGAAGGCCUUCAAACAGAAGUCAAACCUCCUGCGGCACAAGCUAGUGCACACCGGAGAGAAGCCGUUCUACUGCGACACAUGUGGCAAGGCCUUUCGGACUAAAGAGAACCUGAGCCACCACCAGCGCAUUCACAGUGGAGAGAAGCCCUACACCUGCGGGGAGUGCGGAAAGGCUUUCCGGUGGCCCAAGGGCUUCAGCAUCCACCAGAGGCUGCACUUGACCAACAAGUUCUAUGAGUGUGAGCAGUGCGGAAAGGGCUUCCGCCACCUGGGCUUCUUCAGGAGACACCAGAGAAUUCACGGGCGAGGAGAAAUGUAGAGCCUCCAGUGGGCAUCUGGCCUUCCCCUUUCUCCGUUGCAGGGAAGACUACAGCAGGUGCUCUCGAGCCGAGGCCGCAUACCUGGCCCGUGAACCAGCCGUUUUCACUUGUUGCAAGUCUCUGAGGAAGUUCUGACACGGGGAAGGGAUGGAUUGUUCCUUUGGUGCUCCUUGCCUCUGGCUAUGUCUGCUAAGGGAUUUGCCCUGUCCUGAGUGUCGCUUGUAUGCACUUUAACUCUUCUCUCUCCUAGCUCUCCUGUCUAUCUUGUGGGUGGGAGGUUUGAGGCUCGAGCAGAAGCAAAGCUUACUGUUGGAGCUGACAAGGUGGCCCAGAGGGCGAAGGUCUGCAAAGCCUGAUAAUUGAGCUUGAUUCCCAGGGAUCCAUAUGGUGGGAGGAGAGAACCAAAUGCUGUAAGCUGUCCUCUGACUUCCCUCCUGUGUGUGUGUGUGUGUGUGUGUGCGCGCGCACACACACACACAGACAUAAUAAAUACAUAAAUCAAUGGGAGAAGCCUCUUCAGUCUCAGCAGGUGGCCAUAGAAACAGACUUGCUAAGGGGCUACAGGAAGACCUGGAGGCAUGCUGGGGCAGCUUGUGGGAGGGCAGCCGCCAAUGGAACUGGCUGUGGGGAGUAAACUUCUAUUACAGCGCC